GGUCUGUGCUGAACUGUGCCCCAUGGCUGCGCUCGAUGUGUCCGUGUGAAGUACCGCUUUUCACUGUAUCUCGCCUCUCUUGACAGUUAUUUUAUUUUGUCCUUCAACAGUUAAGACCGUCUACCCCCCCAUCCCCCCGGUCCACCUUAAGAGGCACUUGAGGAGGGACUUCACCUCCAUGUUGGAUUUACACUCCGACGGUCUCGACCGAGCCUCGCGCGCACUGCGCUUCACCGGAAGGAGCAGCGGGGGAGCGCGAGAGGGGGGGAUUCUCUGCUGGGGGCGGAGGGGGGGGGAGGAACAUGGCGGACGGCGGCGGAGACCUGGACGGAGACGAUGAUCCGCCCAACAUCAUCGGCUACCCGGUGGUGACGGUUUCGAGCGCAGGUCGCAACCUGAAGGAGUGGCUGCAGGAGCAGUUCUGCGACAAGCCGCUGGAGCAGUGUGAGGACAUGCGCCUUCACAACGCCGCUUACGUGGGCGACCUGGACACCCUGCGCCACCUCCUGCAGGACAAUACCUUCCAGAGGCGGAUCAACGAGAAGUCGGUGUGGUGCUGCGGUUGGCUGCCCUGCACGCCGCUGAGAAUCGCCGCCACCGCCGGCCACAGCGAGUGUGUGCGCUUCCUCAUCGGCCAGGGGGCCGAGGUGGACCUGGUGGACGUGAAGGGCCAGACGGCGCUCUAUGUCGCCGUGGUCAACGGGCACCUGGACUGCGUGCGCAUCCUGCUGGAAGCGGGCGCCGACCCCAACGGCAGCCGGCACCACCGCAGUACCCCGGUGUACCACGCGGCCCGCGUGGGAAGGGUGGAUAUCCUGCGUGAGCUCAUCAGGUACCACGCAGAUGUGGACGUGGACCACCAGCUGGGCCCGAGACCCCUGUUCAGCGCGCGGACGCUCUCCACUCUGGUUGUGUGCCCGCUGUACAUCAGCGCCGCCUACCAUCAUCUGCCCUGCUUCCGGCUCCUGCUGCAGGCCGGCGCCAACCCCAACUACAACUACGGCGGGCCGGUGAGCCGCGAGGCGCUGGGGCGUGGCCUCGCUUCCUGCCUGCUGGACGCAGCACUGCGGCACGGCUGUCACGCCGACUUCGUGGCGCUGCUGCUAGACCACGGCGCCAACCCGUACCUGGUGCCCUGGGAGGAGCCAGAUCGGGACGGUGCCGGACGCACCAAGGUGGACCCCGAAGCUCUGCGCCUUUUCCAGGAGGCCCGCAGGCAUCCCUGCAAACUGACCCACCUGUGUCGCACCUGUAUCCGCCGGGCCCUGGGGAAGCGCCGUCUGGGGGCCAUCCCGUCCCUCCCUCUGCCCGACGCCCUCAAGCUCUUCCUGCUUCACGAAGACUGCUGAGCACCUGCUGCUCCGUGGAUGGAGUCGGAGUGCAGCGGGAAGGGGGCGGUCCUUCCUGUUCCUGGCCACGCCCUCUCGGCCAACACACAAUUGUGUACUGCGGAGGCGUCUCUGUGGCAAUGUACCAUUUGCCUGAGCUCGUCUAGGCUUCUCAGUGAUGUGUCUGAAGGAGUGUUUUGCCCUUCGCUCCCACGCCCCCGCUUCCCCAAGGCCAAAUGUUACGGUGAUGUGACGGCUGAGCGACAUCCCUUUGACCCUUGGACUGCUGCUUUAAGCCCUGUUUACAUUAGUGGGUAAGUGAAGGUGGCGCUGCGGUGCUCUUCUGCGGUCGAUUCCCGUUGCUUUACCUUCCUCUACGAGGACGACGCUUCCUCUCCCACCUGGGAACACUUAAGGGGCCUCAGGAAAGCAAGGUCCCUUAAGGGUUCACUGUCAACCAAUCGGCUCCCAGCUUGCUGGUCAUGUGAUCCCAAAAAGGAUGUGAUGGGAAAGCACACCGUGCCGGAAUUCGGACGACCUUAUGGUGAUGGGAUAGUGACAAACUCAGCAUCGUGAACAUGUCCAGGGGAAGGUCUGUCAAGACCCUCAGUUUAGUGCGCUCGCGUUGCCGUGCCAUCGCCCCCAACCCCACCCGCUGGAAUGACAUGCAUGCCUUCCUCUCAGCAUCAUGGUUCUUUGCUCUCUGCCUGAUUAUUGUGAAUGUGAGUUGUGAACUUAUUGCGUGCAGCUUUUCUACCAGGUGUGGGAGUGGCCUGUCGCUAAUCAGCAUCGACAAUCUCAAUAAAGGUGUCUGUGAGUGAAACACCACCUGUACCUGGUCCUCCUUGUGCAAGCGGGGAGUGAGAAGCAGUGAUUUUUCCCUCUCUCCAUUCAGUACUUGUGACUGUUUGGGUUUGAGACCAUUCUUGAUCCUGGGAGGGAUUCAGCAGCUGUGAGGGACAAAGGGAGCUCAUUUCACCAAGUCAGGGGAAAAAAUGUGAGCUGAUGGACUUUGGUUUU
This is a messenger RNA of Scleropages formosus (Asian bonytongue), 2348 nucleotides long. RefSeq names its product ankyrin repeat and SOCS box containing 1 (gene asb1). The record is from RefSeq and is a predicted model, not a curated record. NCBI's taxonomy places the organism in Eukaryota, Metazoa, Chordata, Actinopteri, Osteoglossiformes, Osteoglossidae. Gene Ontology annotation, molecular function: protein binding. The transcript has 5 exons. The coding region runs from base 303 to 1349 and encodes 348 amino acids. Gene Ontology annotation, biological process: intracellular signal transduction.